This is a messenger RNA of Letharia lupina, 1128 nucleotides long. RefSeq lists its product as uncharacterized. Bases 1 to 1128 code for a protein of 375 amino acids. The record is from RefSeq and is a predicted model, not a curated record. The transcript is spliced from 3 exons. NCBI's taxonomy places the organism in Eukaryota, Fungi, Ascomycota, Lecanoromycetes, Lecanorales, Parmeliaceae.
AUGUCUCAAGUACUGGGGCAGACCAUCUCCAUUGGGACAGACUUCAUCACUUCUACAGCGUCUGCGAGCUCUGCACAGUUGACGGGUGUAUCGUGCGCCAUUCAUAUUUAUCCCAAUGGCGACUUUGGCCUUGACAUGAGCGAUGGCUUGAGAGACCAGAUCCAAGCAAUCAAGUCAAGUUCCACAAAUGGCACUAGCGUUGAGACGAAGAUCCAGAAUGCCAUCAUCGCUGCUAACUACAACAUACAAAAGAAACAACUUGGCAGUGCCGCACUUGCGGAAGGGGCUUUCAUUCUCGGAACUAUCUCCUACUUGUUCAAUUCUCACCCAGCGGUUCCGAUCCACGUACAGAUCCUCUCCGAAGAUGUCGCACAGAUGUCUUCAGCUCAGGCUGCGUUCGCGAAUCCGACCGUGAUGUACAUCGAGACCGCGAGUGCGGGCCCGGUAGCGACUGUGCUAUUGGCUGAUUCGUCACCGACGGUGGCACCUUCCGUCGCAGUAUCCAGUGCGGCAUCCUGUCCCUCACAGAUAGUAAGCGGUGACUUGGUAAGGAAACGAGAUUUUGUGUCACUGAUGCUUGUUGCUCCCGGUUCGAACGAUGGGUGCGCCAACCAGCACUGCUACUGCCCGUCCGGAGGCGGAGUCGUUGUCCCUCCUUUGACAAGUGUUAUCUCCGGCACUACAAGUACCGACUGCUCCUACACCACCCAGCCCUCAAUCGACAGUUGUCCGCCAGCACCAUUGACCAGCCCGACGUCGUCAACCACCCUCACAACUAGCACUACAGCAGCUGCCUCACCUACUGUUGGACCGAUAACCUGCAACACAUACGAGACCAGCUACAGCCACUGCUGGACCGACAUCGACGCCAAAACAGUCAACACAACGGCCGAUGCGAUGAUUGGAACCCAACUUCCGAACGGACCAAUGACGUCGGGGACUCCGAAUAGCACUGAGGUCGUGACGGUGAAAGGGUUGAAUUACUUUAUGAAUAUUGGCUGGAUUCCCGGAUGUGUUGCGGUGGACUCACAAAAUCCAGCCAAUCCUAUUGCGAGUGAUCAGUCCAUUGCAACAAGGGACAUCCUAUGGCAAACUUAUAAUGACUGUAAGCCAUCUAUUGUCGCUUGA